Molecule: messenger RNA, 237 nt
Organism: Didymodactylos carnosus
Lineage: Eukaryota; Metazoa; Rotifera; Eurotatoria; Philodinida; Philodinidae
Source: the annotation of a GenBank genome assembly
AUGAGUCAGCUAAAAUUUAUCGUUAUUCCAGUUGUGCGUGUACCUGCUGUGCAUUUGGUAUGUGCAUCAUACAAUGGUGAACGAAAACACGACAAAAUUAAAAAUACACAUGAAAAUCUUAAUGAACAAGGAUUCUACGAUUUUAUUGUUGUUGGAUCGGGGCCAGUCAUGUGGCAGCGUGUUAUAUUAAUGAGCAACCCCGGCUCGACAGAGAACAAUAUUGGAUUAAGACAUUAA